Molecule: messenger RNA, 1038 nt
Organism: Camellia sinensis
Lineage: Eukaryota; Viridiplantae; Streptophyta; Magnoliopsida; Ericales; Theaceae
Source: RefSeq, a predicted model, not a curated record
AUGGGGAGGCAGUUAGGGAUUAAUUAUGAAGAGAAAGAAGCUGAGGCCUUAAAGAAGAUCUCUGAAAUGGAACUGAAGGACAAGGGGCGGAUGGGAGAGGGUCAGAGAUUAGGAUUGGGUAGAAGGGAGAAAAAAGGCAAGAUUAGAAGUCUGAUUGUAGAUAGAAAAAUUGAUAUUGUUUGCCUCCAAGAGACCAAGUUAUCAAGAUGCUUUGAGUUAGAUGUUAAAGCCCUAUGGCCAAAAGCCAAAAUGGAUUAUUUGUAUAUAGAUUCAGAUGGAAAUUCAGGAGGUUUGCUAUGCAUUUGGGAUCCAAGGAUUUUCCAAAUUUCAAAUUGCUGUUGCAAUAGGAGCUUUAUACUACUUUCAGGUACUAUUCUCAAUUCCUUUGAGUGUGUCUUAGUUAAUGUAUAUGCUCCUAAUGUAGUGGAUAGGAGAAGGAAGCUAUGGGAUACUCUGGUACGGUUGAAAUCUACUUUCUCUAAGCCUUGGUGUCUUGGUGGUGAUUUUAAUGAAAUCAGAUGUGUGGGUGAGAGGAUAGGCUGCUCUAGAAGGGACAGGGGUAUGAAGGAAUUUAAUAGCUUCAUUGAGUCAUGUGAAUUGUCAAAAGUUCCUUUGCUGGGAAGGAAGUAUACUUGGUGCAGUGCACAAGAAGGGGUUAAGUGGAGCAAGUUAGAUAGGUUUCUAGCAAAUCCAGAAUGGUUAGAAGUUUUAAAACUCAAGUUGUGGGGUUUGCCUAGAAUUUUAUCAGAUCACUGCCCUUUAAUCCUCAUGGAUGAGGAGAGGGAUAGGGGCCCUAGACCUUUUAGAUUCAUCAAUGCUUGGUUGUUACACCAUCAAGAGGCUUUGCGAAAGUGGAAUAGAGAAGUUUUUGGGGAUGUAUCAGCUAAACUUAAGGAUGCUGAAGAGGAGUUGAACAAGCUUGAUUUGCUAGCAGAAACAAGAGCUCUAGUAGAUUCGAAGAAGGCAAGGAGAAAAGUGGUGAACAGUGAGGUUUGGAAGCUAAGUAGAAGGGCUGAGUGGAUGUGGCGUAGUCUCAGG